This is a messenger RNA of Miscanthus lutarioriparius, 1887 nucleotides long. The record is from the annotation of a GenBank genome assembly. Lineage: Eukaryota; Viridiplantae; Streptophyta; Magnoliopsida; Poales; Poaceae.
AUGGCGGGCACGCCGUCGCCGCUGCCGCGGUGGGCGCCGACGCCGAGCCCGUCGCGGCCGCUCUGGCGGCCCUGGGGCGGCGGCACGCCUGACGCUAACAACCAUCAUCAGCCCGGCGGCCGAGGCGGCGGCACGGGUAGCACCAGCUGGUGGUCGCUCGCGAGCGGCGUCUUCGCGUGGGGCGGCCGCGGGCGACACCGAGGCACGGCGUCGUCGAACGAAGCAGCAGCGGCCGGUGACGACAGAGCCUGCGGCGUCGUCCCCGGACGGUCGGGGUGCGAGCUGCAGGCGGUGGUGGUGCCAUCGUCGGCGGCGGACGCCGACGACCCCAGGGCGUUCCUGACGUGGGAGGACGUGGGCGUGACGGUGGCCGGCGGCGGCCCGCGCGGGGCGCCCGACGUGAGGAUCCUGGAUGGGAUCAGCGGGCACGCGCGCCCCGGGGAGGUGCUGGCCAUCAUGGGCCCCUCCGGCGGCGGCAAGACCACGCUGCUCGACACCCUCGCAGGAAGGUUAGGAUCAGACAUGAAUAAAACAGGGCUGAUUUUAAUCAAUGGCCGGCAGGAGAAGCUUGCCUAUGGAACCUCGGCAUACGUGACCCAAGACAACGUGCUGAUGUCGACGCUGUCCGUGCGCGAGGCCGUGUACUACUCGGCGCAGAUGCAGCUGCCGGACACGAUGCCGUUGCCGGAGAAGCGGUCGCACGCGGAGCGGGUGAUCCGGGAGAUGGGGCUCGCCGACGCCAUGGACACGCGCAUCGGCGGCCGGAUCACCAAGGGCAUCAGCGGCGGGCAGCGGAAGCGGCUCAGCAUCUGCAUCGAGAUACUCACGCGGCCGCGCCUGCUCUUCCUCGACGAGCCCACCAGCGGCAUCGACAGCGCCGCCUCCUACCACGUCAUGAGCCACAUCGCGCGCGUCGCCGCCCGCGACGGCAUGACGGUCGUCGCCGCCGUGCACCAGCCCAGCGGCGACGUCUUCGAGCUCUUCCACGGCCUCUGCCUGCUCGCCACCGGGAAGGCGAUCUUCUUUGGAACCAUCUCUGAUGCCACCGAGUUCUUCACUCUGAACGGCUUUCCAUGUCCACACCUGAGAAGCCCGUCAGAUCACUUCCUGAGAACAAUCAACAAAGACUUUGAUGAGGAAACCGUGGAGAGCUCUAAAACUAAAAGAAAAACAGCAGCUGAAGCAAUAGACAUUCUGGCGACUGCAUACAGAUCCUCCGAUUAUUUCGAAAAAACGACAGACCAAAUUGUUGAAAUGAAAAACAUGGAUGGAGCUUCAUUUAGGAGGAGAGAACAAGCAAGCUUCGCCACAAAGCUCCUUGUGCUCACAAGGAGAUCAUUCCUGAAUAUGCACAGGGACAUAGGAUAUUACUGGAUGCGUUUGGCCAUCUAUAUGGGCAUCGGCAUAUGUCUAGGCACUAUCUUCUACCAAGUUGGCUAUAGCUACAGUUCUAUCCAGAGCAUGAUGAUGGUUAUCGCCGCGAUUGUUCCGGACUUCCUUAUGGGAAUCAUCGUUGGAGCUGGAGUGCAGGGGGUGAUGAUGCUCAAUGGGGGCUUCUUCCGCCUUCCUAAUGAGCUCCCAAAGCCUGUAUGGAAGUACCCUUCCUACUACAUCUCCUUCCACAAGUAUGCAGUGCAAGGACUCUACAAGAACGAGUUCAUGGGACUGUCAUUCCCAAGUGAUCAGCUGGUUGAGUUUAAUGUCACCAUCAGUGGCAUUCAGGUCCUCAAGGAUAAAUUGCAGGUGGAAAUGGGUUACUCGAAAUGGGUAAACCUUGCCAUCCUUUGUGGAAUGAUGGUGAUCUAUAGGAUGAUGUUCUUCGCUAUAGUCAAGAUUACCGAGGAAAUUCGACAAAAAAUGGGAGGCAAACGAGGAUGUGUUAGAUAG